Zootermopsis nevadensis is the source of this 4618-nucleotide messenger RNA. It is a transcript of the gene Karybeta3, whose product is annotated as karyopherin beta 3. Gene Ontology annotation, biological process: protein import into nucleus. NCBI's taxonomy places the organism in Eukaryota, Metazoa, Arthropoda, Insecta, Blattodea, Termopsidae. The record is from RefSeq and is a predicted model, not a curated record.
AUUAUAAUACACUGCAAACAUGACGUCAUACGUCGCUUACGUUGCCAACAUAUAACAUUAAUUUAUUGAUAUUGUACGUACAAAAAUGAAAGUUAGAGCAUGUAUAAAGACAAAGUUAUUGUGCCACACACACAUGUAAAUACAGUUUACAUAGUACACCAUUCAAAAAACUUCAUACUGUAGAAAGAAUCGUACAGUUCACAACUCUACUAUUUCACGGCGCAGAUACAAGUUGAUAGCGCGCGAGAAACCAUAGGCCUGCGCAGCAACUUGUGUUGGUUACAAAAAUGGCUGCAAAUCAGGAUCAAUUCCAACAAGUGCUAGAUACUCUUUUAAGCACUGAUAAUAAUAUUCGAACUCAGGCAGAGGAGGCAUACAACAAUCUCCCGGUCGAAUCUAAGGUUACAUUUCUUCUCAGCUCGGUCCACAAUGCAGCGAUGGGGGAGGAACUCAGGCAGAUGGCUGCUGUACUUUUACGACGAUUGUUCUCCGCAGAAUUCAUGGAUUUCUUUCCAAAGUUGUCACCAGAGGGACAACAGCAGCUAAAGGAGCAAGUGUUGCUGGCAGUACAGCAAGAAGAGUCAGACUCAAUACGCAAAAAAGUUUGUGAUGUGGCAGCAGAGGUGGCCCGUAACCUACUUGAUGAAGAUGGAAACAACCAGUGGCCAGAAUUUCUUCAGUUUCUGUUCCAGUGUGCAAAUGCACCAACUCCUGUUCUGAAAGAAAGUGCACUGCGCAUGUUCACGUCUGUUCCUGGUGUUUUUGGAAACCAGCAGUCUCACUAUUUGGAUCUUAUUAAGCAAAUGAUGCAACAAUCCCUUAUUGAAGGUGCAGGUUAUGAAGUUCGGUUCCAAGCUGUUCGUGCUGUUACAGCAUUUAUAAUGCUCCAUGAGAAGGAAGCUCCAAUUCAGAAACACUUUUCUGACUUAUUACCUAGUAUGGUGCAGGUGACAGCUGAGAGCAUUGAAAAACAAGAUGAUGACACAUUACUGAAGUGUAUGAUUGAUAUUUGCGAAUCUGCACCCAAGUUUCUCAGACCACAACUAGACUGCAUUCUUGACCUCUGCAUGAAAGUAGUUUCAAAUGAUGAUAUACCAGAUUCUUGGAGACACUUGGCACUGGAGGUGAUGGUAACAUUGGCAGAAACAGCACCAGCAAUGCUGCGCAAAGUUGGGGCCAAAUACAUCCCAUUACUAGUACCCCAGGUGCUUAAAAUGAUGACUGACAUAGAGGAUAAUUCUGAUUGGAGUGUGUCUGAUGAAAUCGUAGAUGACGAUAAUGACAGCAACACAGUUGUAGCUGAAUCAGCAUUGGAUCGACUGUCAUGUGGUCUUGGUGGCAAGACCAUGAUGCCACACGUGGAACAAAACAUCCCAGGCAUGCUUUCCAACCAUGACUGGAGAUACAGGCAUGCAGCUUUGAUGGCCUUGUCAGCUGUAGGCGAAGGUUGUCAUAAGCAAAUGGAAGCAAUGUUGCCCCAAAUUAUGGAUGGAGUUCUCAGUUUUUUGCAAGAUCCUCAUCCGCGGGUGAGAUAUGCAGCCUGCAAUGCUAUUGGCCAAAUGUCGACAGAUUUUGCUCCACUCUUUGAAAAGAAGUUCCAUGAUAAAGUUGUGCCUGGACUUCUUAUGGUCCUAGAUGAUAAUGCUAACCCAAGAGUUCAGGCACAUGCAGGGGCUGCACUUGUAAAUUUCAGUGAAGAUUGUCCAAAAAACAUCCUCACCCAGUAUCUUGAUGCCAUCAUGAGUAAACUGGAAUCUAUACUGAGCACAAAAUUUAAGGAGUUAGUGGAAAAAGGCACAAAACUUGUGCUAGAACAAGUUGUAACAACAAUUGCUUCUGUUGCGGACACAUCAGAGGAGCAGUUUGUGAAAUAUUAUGAUGGCUUGAUGCCCUGCCUUAAAUAUAUUAUCCAGAAUGCGAAUACAGAGGAACUGAAGAUGCUUCGUGGGAAAGCUAUUGAAUGUGUUAGUCUUAUUGGAUUGGCAGUUGGUGCUGAUAAGUUUAUGCGUGAUGCAAGUGAAGUUAUGGACAUGUUGCUGAAGACACAGACAGAAGGAGAUUUACAGGACGAUGAUCCUCAGACUUCAUAUCUCAUCUCUGCCUGGGCAAGGAUAUGCAAGAUACUAGGGAAACAAUUCGAACAAUAUCUACCUUUAGUGAUGGGCCCUGUAAUGAAAGCUGCAUCUAUGAAGCCUGAAGUUGCCCUUCUUGACAAUGAGGAUAUGCAAGGCAUUGAGGGAGACAUUGAUUGGCAGUUUGUCUCUCUUGGGGAGCAGCAGAACUUUGGGAUUAAAACAUCAGGUCUGGAAGACAAAGCUUCAGCUUGUGAGAUGUUGGUUUGUUAUGCCCGAGAGUUAAAGGAAGGCUUUGCAGACUAUGCAGAAGAAGUGGUGAAGCUGAUGGUUCCUAUGCUCAAAUUUUAUUUUCAUGAUGGUGUAAGAACAGCUGCUGCAGAGAGUUUACCAUACCUGCUUGAUUGUGCCAAAAUCAAAGGUCCACAGUAUCUGCAAGGGAUGUGGAGCUUCAUCUGUCCUGAACUACUCAAAGCCAUUGAUACAGAGCCUGAGAAUGAAGUAUUGGCUGAACACAUGCACUCCUUAGCUAUGUGCAUAGAGACACUGGGAAAUGGGUCCCUGACAGAAGAAGCAAUGGCUGAACUGAUACGUAUCUUGGACAAGAUUAUGAAGGACCACUUCAGUAAAGCAGCAGCACGUCAAGAAAAACGAAAGGAUGAGGAUUAUGAUGAGGUUGUAGAAGAGCAGCUUGAGGAUGAAGACAAUGAAGAUGUUUAUAUCUUCAGCAAAGUUGCAGACGUAAUUCAUUCACUCUUUUUGACGUACAAACUCAACUUUUAUCCAUACUUCGACCAGAUAGUUGGCCACUUUGUUAAAUGCUUGGCACCAGAAAUGCCAUGGCCCGACCAUCAGUGGGCUCUUUGCAUCUUUGAUGACACAAUAGAAUAUGGUGGACCAGCCUGUGCCAAGUACCAAGAGUAUUUUCUUCGGCCCUUGUUGAACUAUGUGUCUGACAAGGCAGCAGAAGUUAGGCAGGCGGCUGUGUAUGGUUGGGGUGUUCUUGGACAGUUUGGUGGUGAUGCUUUUGCUGGUGCUUGUAGUGAGGCCAUACCACGCCUGGUGGAGAUAAUAACAGACCCAGAGUCUCGUUCCCCAGAGAAAAUCAAUCCAACUGAGAAUGCUAUCUCGGCAAUUACUAAAAUACUGAAAUAUAACAACUCGGCACUCAAUGUUAAUGACAUCUUACCACACUGGUUGUCAUGGUUGCCUGUGUGGGAAGAUGAUGAUGAAUCUCCACAUGUGUAUGGCUACCUAUGUGAUUUGAUUGAGACAAAUCAUCCACUAAUCCUAGGUCCAAAUCAUGUCAACUUACCCAAAUUAAUAGCCAUAAUUGCUGAAGCAUUUGCAAGAGAUGCUAUUGAUGUGGAACAUGAAGUUGCAAAGAGAAUGGUUGGAUUGGUGAGACAGAUCCAGGGAAACAGUGAAGUGUUUCAAGCAUGUAUCACACAGCUGACAAGUGAACAACAGCAAGCACUGCAUGAAGUUCUCAGUGUUAAUUGACCUUCAAGCAGAUACCAAAACCUAUACUAAAAACUACAAGUGAUAAACUGUUUAAUAAAAUUGCAGGUGCAGUGACAUUGCACCAAGAAUGGGAUCCUUCUUGUUAAUCAGUUAUGUAUUUAUGUUGCCUGUUAAAUACUACUGCAGUAGAGUAAAAUUCAGAGUAAAUUAUUGAUUGGACAAAUUUGUCAUCUACAUAUUUGUUAAAUUUAAUGUGUGACAGUACUACCACAGAAAUGUGUUAAAGAAAUUGUGACACACAGGUAAGCAACACUACUUUCUUUGUUGUAUUUAUGUAUACAUAAUGACAGUUCGAUGAAACAAGUUUUAUGAGAAAUUGUUUUGGGUAUAUUCAUUUUAAACCCAGAAGACAUUUUUAUUUUCAGUUUUGUAUAAUUGUAGAGUUUAUAUCUACCUUAUUAUUUUCAUUUUCAUACUGUUUUGCUAUUAUUUUUGGCUCUGUUUAUUUUGAAUUUUACCAUUAUAACUGGUGAGAUAUGUCUACGAUAGUUUACAAUUUCUGUAUAAAGUAUGCAUCAUUUGUAAACAGAUCUGUGAUAGCAAUUUUAUCUGCAAAAAAAAUCACCCUUCUUUUGCUUUAUAUACUUAUUAUAUAUAAAAACAAGGUAGAUACGACUUGGUGAGUGCAUAAUGUUGGAAUUGGAGGUGAAGACAAUUUCAACAUAUAGGAGCUCAUUUAUAUUCUGCUUAAUUGUACUUUCCUCCCCUUGUUUUGCAUAUAAUAAACAUUACACGAAAGCAUAUAUUUUUAUAUUCACAAGCAUCUUGAUGUUUGCCUGUGCUGUUAUGUGUGAUAUGGGAAAAUGUAAGACGUUGCGUACAUAAUACAAUUUAUGUAUGUUACGAAAUGUAUUGUAUACUUUUAGAGUUCUGAACACUGGGCUUUUCAUUUUGUUGAUGUGUUUGGAUAUACUUAGAAAGUAACUGCAGUGUUUAAGAAUUUCUUAAUGUACAGUCAUUUUUAUGAUUGUCAUCAGACUGAAAUAUAAUGUAUUUUUUAUUAGUAAAGAAUUUAAAUCCUU